CUGCGGACCUGGGGGCUUCGGGAUCUGGGCGCUAUGAAAAGUGUCUGCCCAGUCACUUCCGGUUUUUCUUCCCCCAAUCCCUCAGCUGCUGCUGCUGCUGCUCAGGAGGUCAGAUCUGCCACUGAUGGUAAUACCAGCACCACUCCGCCCACCUCUGCCAAGAAGAGAAAGUUAAACAGCAGCAGCAGCAGUAGCGGCAGUAACAGUAGUAACGAGAGAGAAGACUUUGAUUCCGCCUCUUGCUCUUCCACUCCUCCUUUACAACCCAGGGAUUCGGCAUCCCCUUCAACCUCGUCCUUCUGCCCAGGGGUUCCAGUGGCUGCUUCCAGCCACGUACGGAUACAGAAGAAGCUGCGUUUUGAAGACACCCUGGAGUUUGUAGGGUUUGAUGCGAAGAUGGCUGAGGAAUCCUCCUCCUCCUCAUCUUCACCAACUGCUGCAGCAUCUCAGCAGCAGCAACUUAAAAAUAAGAGCAUAUUAAUCUCUUCUGUGACUUCGGUGCAUCACGCAAACGGCCUAGCCAAAUCUUCUACCACCGUCUCUAGCUUUGCUAACAGCAAGCCUGGCUCAGCUAAGAAGUUAGUGAUCAAGAACUUUAAAGAUAAGCCUAAAUUACCAGAAAACUACACAGAUGAAACAUGGCAGAAACUGAAAGAAGCAGUGGAAGCUAUUCAGAAUAGUACUUCGAUUAAGUACAAUUUAGAAGAACUCUAUCAGGCUGUGGAAAAUCUCUGUUCUUACAAGAUUUCUGCAAACUUGUACAAACAGCUGAGACAGAUUUGUGAAGAUCACAUCAAAGCACAAAUUCAUCAGUUCAGAGAGGAUUCAUUGGAUAGUGUUCUUUUUCUAAAGAAGAUCGAUAGAUGUUGGCAAAACCAUUGCAGACAAAUGAUCAUGAUCAGGAGCAUUUUUUUGUUUCUGGAUAGGAUUUACGUUCUUCAAAAUUCAAUGUUACCCUCCAUUUGGGACAUGGGACUGGAGUUAUUUAGGGCUCAUAUUAUAAGUGAUCAGAAAGUCCAGAAUAAGACAAUUGAUGGCAUUCUUCUCUUGAUUGAGAGGGAAAGGAAUGGUGAAGCAAUUGAUAGAAGUUUACUCCGAAGCCUUUUAAGCAUGCUCUCUGAUUUGCAAAUUUAUCAGGAUUCUUUUGAACAACGAUUUUUGGAAGAAACUAACCGACUCUAUGCAGCCGAAGGCCAAAAAUUAAUGCAGGAAAGAGAGGUUCCUGAAUAUCUUCACCAUGUUAACAAACGUCUAGAAGAAGAAGCAGACACAUUUAUUACUUACUUAGAUCAGACCACCCAGAAGUCAUUAAUUGCUACUGUGGAAAAACAACUUCUAGGUGAACUCUUAAUUCUUCAGAAAGGUUUAAAUAACCUCCUUGAUGAAAACUGAAUUCAAGAUUUAUCCCUCCUGUAUCAGCUCUUCAGUAGAGUUCGAGGUGGCGUUCAGGUUCUCUUGCAGCAAUGGAUUGAAUAUAUUAAGGCAUUUGGUAGCACUAUUGUAACUAAUCCUGAAAAGGAUAAAACCAUGGUUCAAGAAUUGCUGGAUUUUAAAGAUAAGGUUGACCAUAUAAUUGAUAUCUGUUUCCUGAAGAAUGAAAAAUUUAUCAACGCCAUGAAAGAAGCAUUUGAAACAUUCAUUAACAGAAGACCAAACAAGCCUGCUCAACUUAUAGCUAAAUAUGUAGAUUCAAAGCUUCGCGCAGGCAACAAAGAAGCUACAGAUGAAGAACUUGAGAAAAUGUUGGAUAAGGUUAUGAUUAUAUUUAGAUUUAUCUAUGGCAAGGAUGUUUUUGAGGCUUUCUAUAAGAAAGAUUUAGCCAAACGCCUGUUAGUUGGAAAGAGUGCAUCCGUGGAUGCUGAAAAAUCAGUGCUGUCCAAACUUAAACAUGAAUGUGAAGCUGCUUUCACCAGCAAACUUGAAGGAAUGUUUAAAGACAUGGAACUUUCUAAAGACAUCAUGAUUCAGUUCAAACAGUAUAUGCAGAACCAGAAUGUACCUGGGAAUAUUGAAUUAACUGUGAAUAUCCUGACAAUGGGUUAUUGGCCAACAUAUGUGCCUAUGGAAGUUCAUUUACCACCAGAGAUGGUAAAACUUCAGGAGAUUUUCAAGACAUUUUACCUAGGCAAACAUAGUGGCAGGAAACUUCAGUGGCAGUCAACCCUAGGACACUGUGUGCUAAAGGCAGAAUUUAAAGAGGGUAAAAAGGAACUCCAGGUCUCUCUUUUUCAAACACUGGUGCUGCUAAUGUUUAAUGAGGGAGAGGAGUUCAGUUUAGAAGAGAUCAAGCAGGCUACUGGAAUAGAGGAUGGAGAGUUAAGGAGAACACUGCAAUCAUUGGCCUGUGGCAAAGCCAGAGUUCUGGCGAAAAAUCCAAAGGGUAAAGAUAUCGAAGAUGGUGAUAAGUUCGUUUGUAAUGAUGAUUUCAAGCACAAACUUUUCAGGAUAAAGAUCAAUCAAAUUCAGAUGAAAGAAACGGUUGAGGAACAAGCAGGCACUACAGAAAGAGUAUUUCAAGACAGACAGUAUCAAAUUGAUGCUGCAAUUGUCCGAAUUAUGAAGAAGAGAAAGACACUUAGCCACAAUCUCCUUGUUUCAGAAGUGUACAACCAAUUGAAAUUUCCAGUAAAGCCUGCUGAUCUAAAGAAGAGAAUAGAAUCCUUAAUUGACCGGGACUACAUGGAAAGAGAUAAAGAAAAUCCAAACCAGUACAAUUAUAUUGCAUAAAAUGUUGGCCUUGGAGCAUUUGAUGUCAUAUGCAGUAGCCAGUGGAUAAACUAACCUGUUAUUAUUUGACUUCCUUUAUACUACCAAUGACCAAAUGAAGCAGUGUAAUGGAAAUAGUUGAGUGACUUUUCAGUGGUUAACAUGCCCAUUUAAAGAGUAAUACUUACCUUUAAGAAGAAUAUUGUUGAACUCUUUGCAUGUUAUUUAGUAUGAUGUGCAGAAAACUCUCAAGAAAGUACCUGGUCUUCAUGAUUCCUAUUUGGAACUGGGGAAGAGGUCCCUAUGGCUAUUA
Hippopotamus amphibius kiboko is the source of this 3019-nucleotide messenger RNA. Its product is annotated as cullin-4B-like. Gene Ontology annotation, molecular function: ubiquitin protein ligase binding. Gene Ontology annotation, cellular component: Cul4B-RING E3 ubiquitin ligase complex. The transcript has a single exon. NCBI's taxonomy places the organism in Eukaryota, Metazoa, Chordata, Mammalia, Artiodactyla, Hippopotamidae. The record is from RefSeq and is a predicted model, not a curated record. Gene Ontology annotation, biological process: ubiquitin-dependent protein catabolic process; DNA damage response; protein ubiquitination.